This is a messenger RNA of Caenorhabditis bovis, 1263 nucleotides long. Lineage: Eukaryota; Metazoa; Nematoda; Chromadorea; Rhabditida; Rhabditidae. The record is from the annotation of a GenBank genome assembly.
AUGGAUGAUGAAGAAGACGACGAAAUUGUCACAGUCCCACUCUCCUAUUGUCAUUCGUCACUUUUAAGGGAACACCAAUAUCCUUUGAUCCGCGGAUUUUACGCCGACGAUCAAAUUUCUGUAAAUGGGACCAAUUUCACCACAGUUAAGCAUAAGGGUCCCUUAAAUGAAACGCACUUAGAUCAGUUUAAGUUGAAUCGAUUUGCGAAUGGAUUGUGCAUAAAAUUGGGAUGUGUUGCGUACGAGUCAGACAAAACCGAUGAUCAUGUUUCAAACUACGUGACGACCCAUUUUCAUUUCUUCGACAAAAUCCAAUAUUAUUUGAAGCACUAUGGAAAUGUGAUCAAUCGCGCCCAAGGCGUUUACAGUGACACCGCGUUGAAUUUUUUCAUUCGCGUUAUCACAAAUACCCGCCGAUUAAAUUUGAGAAACAGUGUCGAACGUUUUUUGUAUUCCGAUUUGUCGGCUGAAGCUGAAGCGGCGAACCUUCGCUGGAACAUUGGAGAGCGAAAAGUGACGCUUGAAAAUACGGGAGUUGUGAAUAUUUUAGUCUUCGUGUUUGAUCGUUUUUUAUUUGCAGGAUUAGAAAUUUUAAAAUUCCUCGAUUUUCAUCCGUAUUAUCUUGAAACGCGUUUGGUCGACUGCACCACAGUGCCACUGGUGCUCUACGCGAGAAUUUCGUCGACAAUGAUUGUCGUCGAUUUGGAGCCAUUGUGCGGAGAGUUUCUUCUUGAAGUCGCCGCCACUCGGCAGUGUAAAUGCUAUGGAAUUAUGAGCUCACGACUGGAGAAACAAGCUGCAUUAGAAAAUCAAAAGGAAUUUAUGAAAAAUUGCGGAAGCUUUCCGGCUGUCGAUUUUUUAGUGGGACCAAUUGAACAGGAGCAUAUCCUCGCACAAGCCGAUCGUGUCCUUAUUAGGAUCAUUUCGGACCAUCACUCCGAUCCGGACCUUCUUGAUCAAAGAUUCAAGCGAUUUUUCAAUGUUCUAGCUAUCUGCAAACCUGGAACAAUUGCUCUGAUAAUAAUAGAAAAUCAUUUUAAAUUGGAUCAGUCUUACGUGAAAGCUAAAAUGGAAUACGAAAAUCUAGAGCAACUUGAGCGAAUCGAGGUAACCGAGCUUCGAUAUCGAUGGCUAAUCUACAGAAUUCUUUCCUUCUCACCGCUUAAACUGAUGCCCAUCAGUUUUCCGCUGACGCCAUCGUCCGGAAGAUUCUGGAAUACGGGAACGCCGUUCUCGCGAAAACAUGAAAACGGCAUCUCUUGA